This is a messenger RNA of Aspergillus lentulus, 591 nucleotides long. RefSeq names its product protein tyrosine phosphatase-like domain-containing protein. Gene Ontology annotation, biological process: very long-chain fatty acid biosynthetic process; fatty acid elongation; sphingolipid biosynthetic process. The record is from RefSeq and is a predicted model, not a curated record. Gene Ontology annotation, molecular function: 3-hydroxyacyl-CoA dehydratase activity. Lineage: Eukaryota; Fungi; Ascomycota; Eurotiomycetes; Eurotiales; Aspergillaceae. Gene Ontology annotation, cellular component: endoplasmic reticulum membrane.
AUGACAAUAAAAACCACCUACCUCAUCCUCUACAACACCCUCUCCUCCACCCUCUGGCUCCGAAUCCUCGUCGGCGUCAUCGCCGCAUUCCUCUCCUCAAAUAAUGUAUACCCUCACCUCGAGCCCCAAACAAGAUGGACCCAAACCCUCGCCAUCGUAGAAAUCCUUCACGCCGCAACAGGACUCACCCGAGCCCCCGUCUUUCCGACCUUCACCCAGAUCUUCACGCGCUGCGUCCAAGUCUGGGCUGUAAACUACCAGUAUCCCGAGCCGACGGCUUCAUCGCCUGCCUAUCCGGCUCUCCUGCUGGCGUGGUCCGCGGCGGAUGCUGUCCGGUAUGCGUAUUUCGGUUUUCUUCUGGCGGGGAUCAGGGUGGAUGUUGUUAAGUGGCUGAGAUACUCCCUCUUCAUUGUCUUGUAUCCCGUCGGGAUUGGGAGCGAGUGGUGGUUGAUGUACAAGGCUGCCGCUGCGACGGUCAACCCCAUCGGGGCUGGGGUUUUCUACUUCUGCCUUGCGCUAUAUGUUCCUGGCGCUUUCAUGAUGUACACGUACAUGCUUAAGCAGAGGCGCAAGGCUUUAGAGCGUGAGUAG